Penicillium concentricum is the source of this 4533-nucleotide messenger RNA. RefSeq lists its product as uncharacterized. The record is from RefSeq and is a predicted model, not a curated record. Lineage: Eukaryota; Fungi; Ascomycota; Eurotiomycetes; Eurotiales; Aspergillaceae. Gene Ontology annotation, biological process: deadenylation-independent decapping of nuclear-transcribed mRNA. The coding region runs from base 1 to 4533 and encodes 1510 amino acids. Gene Ontology annotation, cellular component: P-body. Gene Ontology annotation, molecular function: protein binding. The transcript is spliced from 3 exons.
AUGUCCACCCCCACCGAUCUCCAGGCUCUCUUAGCCAGUAUCCGGCCUCGUCCUUCUCCUUCGAACACUCCUGGCCAGGAUAACCCUCAGGCGCAGCGCCAAUCGUAUUACCAGCCCGGUCUGUUCCCGCCGCACCCUCAGCAGCAGCAACCUUACGAUGGCCAGAGCUACCCUCAUCCCCAGUCACAUGGCUACGAACAUCCCUCGGUAUCCUCGACUAUCCAAAGUCCUGCCUCAAUGAAUGCUCCCCCUCACCAGGGCUCUGAUAUCUUGAGCCCUAACAUGCCUUCUCCUCGGGGCGAAUGGCCCCAGCAGCCGCAGCCGCAACCGCAGCACACCAACCCAGGCUCUGUGGACCUUUUGAAUCUUCUCAGAUUCAGCCAGCGUCCCGGUGCUUCCCCUCAGCCGCAAGCCCCCGCUGCAGCUCCCGAGCACUUGCAGUCUCCGCCGGCCCAGGGAGCUCCUGCGUCGCACGGACGAAAUAUUUCCGCGUCUGACUUGGUUGCUACUCUGUUCGGUCAACAGGCCCCUGCUGCCCCUGCGACCGCGCCCGCUGGUCAUCCCCCAGCAUUCCACUCUGGUCAGCCCGAGGGCCCCAAUGAGAACACACAGGAUAUGUUACUUCGCCUGCUCAACCGUUCUCAGCCAGGUCCUGCUGUCGCUGAAUCACCGGCGCUGGCUUCAACUCAACAGGCACCAUAUAUGCAGGCUGUCGUUGAUGAAAAUCAGAACCAGAUAGCCAAGAAUGUCUUCAUGGAAGUUGUGGAUGAGAGUCCUAAGGUGCCUGCGAACCCGGAAACGGUCGUAUCGCCCAACUCAAAGGAUUCAAUGUUCACCUAUGUCAAUCCGUUUGACCAAUUGGCCGCUAUCUCUCCUGUUAACAAGUCUCCCCAGCCUACCUCUGGCUUCCAAAGUCCAGCUGUCGAAGUUACUCAGAAGCAAAAGAUCAAUGUUUCUGCUAAGCUGGAGCCUUCCCAGAGACCCGAGCUUGCGGCCACCAGGGAGAGGACCCAGUCUCCAAUCUUGAAUGAAGGUCAGAAAGACGCUGUGCAUGAAGUCGUCGGUCGUCUCGUAGAUGAAAUUGGCCGCUCUCUCAGUGGCGACGAACCUCAGGCUGCAACCGAAGCCAAGGCUGCUGUUUCUAGUGUCCGGGAGGAAUCCUCUGAAGCAGUUCUUUCCUCGAUCGCUAGUCAUUUGCGCGAGACUGCUGCUGAAGCUAUAGAAGCGGCAAGCUUGGCUAACGUUGAUGAGCUCGUGAAGGAGGUCGAACCUUCAGCGAUUCCAGUUGCCCCGAAGGCGACUGACAACACUGAGGCUCUGGCUGACAGCUGGGAGAGUGCGGAAGACAGCGCCGAAAAGGAAGAAGAACGAGUUGUCUCUGUUCACAACUUCCCAAUGAGGCCCUUCAUCUCCAUUGCUGUGAAAGCUACGUCUGGAAAACUUACAACCUUCCGUGAUGAUGAUGUCAUGGAUAUUGCUCGUCUGAAGAAGGAGUUCGAUCAGCUUGACCGCUCGUUGACUGCGGCUACAUCCGAAUACAUCGUGUACGCGCUCGCCAAAACCGGUGGAAUCAGAAUCAUUCGACAGGAUGACGGUAGUGACCGACAGGUGUUCCGCUCCACCCGUGAUCGAGUGUUCAAUGUUGCCCUGUGCACAGCUCCUUCUGCGGCUGGUGACUCUGAAGUCCAGGCCAUCCUCGGCAUCGGAGUCAGCGGCUCUGUAUACUGGGCUUUGAUCUCGCGUUCUGGAAAGGAUUUCUUUGAUAUGGAUGCCUUGGAAAGCGAAAGCUUGAUCUUCCCACCUUUCCCGGCCUCAGACGAGAACACCUCCGGUGGCCAGCUGAAAACGCGGGCCAAGCGGAGCACUCGUCACACCAACUUGUUUGCCAUUGGCCGGGGCAAGAAUAUCUAUAUUGUUUCGCCAAAGGCAGCAAUGAACCCUGCCUACGGCGUUUCUGGUACUCAGCGUACAGUCAACACCGAGAAAUUCUUCAAAGAGCGUGCAUUGAAGAUCUCUACUGGUAAAGCCGGCAAAGACUUCGCUUUCAGUGAUGAUGAUUCCGUCAUCGCCUCCUUGGACAAGACUGGCCGAUUGCGCUUCUGGGAUAUAAAUGAUAUGCUGAACGAUGCGAGCUUUGUGGAAGGCCCUGCUCCUGCCGAGAUCCGGGUUCCCUUGACUACCUUUGUCACUGGCUCCCCAACUGAAAAGUCUUGGCCCACUUCAGUCCUCUUCCUCGAUAAGCUUCGCGCUUAUUCCCGAUCUAUGGCACUCCGUUAUGUUUUGGUUGGACUCAAGCAAAACCACACCUUGCAGCUUUGGGAUAUUGGGCUGGGCAAGGCCGUGCAGGAGUUGAAGUUCCCGCACGAGAACGAGUCUGAUGCUAUCUGCAGCGUGGCUUAUCACCCAUCAUCAGGUGUCAUUGUCGUUGGACAUCCCACGCGUAACUCUAUCUACUUUGCUCAUCUUUCAGCUCCUCGGUACAAUUUGCCCCAGAUGUCACAGGCAGCCUACAUCCGAGACCUCAACGAUAAGGACAACACCCUACCCAAGCCCGAGUCUACUGCUUGCUUGAGUGGAAUUCGGGAGAUCUCUCUCGGUUCCAAGGGUCAGCUGAGAAGCCUGGAGCUUCUCCCUAUCACCAAGUCCGCUACUGACAAGCGCGGCACUGAGGAAAAUCCCCUGUUCGAGCUUUAUGUUAUGCACUCGCGCGGUGUGACCUGCUUGAACAUCAAGAAGGAGGAUUUGGGCUGGACUGCGGAUAACAAGGUUAUUCGCCCUGUUGAUGCAAUGGAGCACGGCUUGAUUGAAAUCAGCGAUCUCCAAACUUUCCCCACAUACGCCACCGAUGAUCCAUCUGUCAACGGCGAUACAGCCUCCAUCCAGUCUCGCGUUGGUCCCAAGGAAUCGGCGAAAAAGCCAGAGAUUGGAGAGUUGGCCUCUGGAGUUGCUCCUUCGCGUAACGCUUCGCCUACCAAGUUAGCCAAGAAGAAGGAAGAGUCCAGUGAGCCAUCAGCGGCACCUGUGGUUGCUGAGAAGUCUGAAAAGAAAAAGAAGAAGAAGGCUGCUGCUGCUGCCGCCGCCGAAGCUGUGAAGGCAAAGGAGCCAACUGUCACUGCCGGUGUCGAGUCUCUGCCAGUCCCCUCCGCCGCUGCCAAGGAAUUCGAGACUCUUGCCUCUUCUACUGCGGCGAUGGGUGCGACUCAGGCUGCCGAGCACGCGGUGCCUGCUUUCGGUUUCUCGAGUGAAGCUUUUAAUAAACACAUCCAGACCCUGCAAGGCAGUGUUUCAAGCGAGUUCAACAAGAGUCUUGGCCAUGAGUUUGAGAACCUCCAUCGUCGCUUCGACGAUGAACGUCGCAGCUGGGAUGCUGCCUCGUCGGCCAAGCAAGACCAAGUGUUGCGCCUGGUCUCUAGCACACUCUCUGACAACGUCGAGAAGAACUUGGCGCGCAUUGUUUCAGCCAGUAUCCAGACUGAUGUCAUUCCUGUCAUCGCCGAUGCCACUUCUGCAGCAGUCAACAAGCAACUGAACGGCGCUGUCUCUCAACAGCUUGGAGGCGCGUUCAAUGAGGAGUUGCGACAGGUUCUUCCCAAGGCUGUUAUCAAUGCUAUGCAGCAGCCGCCUGUGGUGAAGGCUGUCUCCGAUUCGGUCGCACAGAAGCUUGCACCUCGCAUUGAGGCCGAAGUUACCCGGGUCAUGCAGUCUUCGAUUGCCCCCAUGAUUGAGAGCUUGGCACGUACCACGAAGAAGGUGGAGUCGGAUAUGGAACGCCACUUCCAGGCGCAGAUCAACCAAUACGAGGCCCAGCGCCAGAGUGAUACUGCAAAGAUCGAGGAGAUUUCAGCAGUCCUGCGUGGCCUGUCCAAGACGGUUUCUUUGCUGGCCGCGCACCAGGGCCACCAAAUUCAGCAGAGCCAAAGCCCGCAGCACGGGAACUCCCACCGCGAGGUCUUGAACGUCAACAAGCGCUCCUCGGGUAGACAGCCAAGUGAGAACCACGUGCGCAUGCCGCAGCCGUUGGCUCAGCCUGUGCUGCAGCCUCAGGUUAUCCCGGUCCAGGCCCUGGCCCCAGCCCCGGUUCCUGUCGCUUCCCCUGUCGCAAGAUCCCCCGAGGAAAUCGAAAUGGGGGAUGUUGUGCAGCUUAUCAAUACUGGUCACUUCGAGCAGGGCACUAUCAAGUGGCUCCAAUCUAACCAGCAAGCUGACCUGUUUGACAACUUCUUCGUCCACAUAUCCCCCACCUACUUGUCCCGACUUUCUGCAAUCGUCAUGCUCUCCGUGGCCGUUGCUGUUACCACUACCAUGCAGACCAACAUUGGCCAGCGCCUCCACUGGCUCGAGGUGGUCCUCCAAAAUGUGAACCCCAGGGACACCGACCUCCGCGAAGUCGCACCUCGCAUUCUGGACAUCAUGAGCCAGCGCCUCAAUACCCUGUACAUGUCAGUCGUUGAGCGCAAUCCGCACGACCCAAUCCUGCGACUUAUUUCACCCCUCGCUCGCCGUGCCCGCGAACUGCACGCUAGCUUGUCUUGA